Messenger RNA from Lachancea dasiensis, 3708 nucleotides. The record is from the annotation of a GenBank genome assembly. Lineage: Eukaryota; Fungi; Ascomycota; Saccharomycetes; Saccharomycetales; Saccharomycetaceae.
AUGGGUCACUUGCAAUCGAACCCUUCGUUACCGAUAACGUCUGACCUUUACCAAAAUCCAGCUUCCAGUGCUUUAGGGUCAAGUGCUACACAAGCAAAUUUGUCUAGUAUCAGCACCGGGGCAUCUAAUCCCAGUUUGAUUCCGGCUAUCACUCCUUAUGACGCUUCUAAGUUUUCGCAGCUAUUCGAUCGGUCGACAAAUGGGGCACCUGUAUUGGCGGGUGACAAGGCAAAGGACAUUUUCCUGAAAGCUAAGCUUCCAAUGCCUACUUUAGGUUCAAUUUGGAAUCUUUGUGACAGAAAUAAUUCCGGAACCCUCAGCAAACAGGAGUUCAUUAUGGCGAUGCAUCUUAUUCAGCUAGCCAUGGCAAACAAUCCAGCGUUAGCUUCAUUACCUGAAGCACUUCCUGACUACGUUUGGGACUCUGUGAAUGUCUCAGCACCACCUGGACCUAUUCUUAGCGCAAACUCCACCGGACUAUCGCAAAACUCGAACCAACCUUCUUCAACUAGAAUUUCUUCGAAUACUUUCUCCAAUGCUGCCCCCGAUUGGACUUUGUCUUAUGAGAAGAAGCAACAGUUCGACGCCAUAUUCGAUUCCCUGGACAAAAACAAGGCUGGUAGUCUGAGCUCUGAUGUGCUGGUCCCGUUCUUUCUCUCUUCGAGAUUGAGUCAGGAGAUCCUUGCCACUGUCUGGGACUUGGCUGACAUCCACAACAAUGCUGAGUUUUCCAAAUUAGAGUUUGCAAUCGCCAUGUUUUUACUCCAAAAGAAAAAGAGUGGGGUGGAAUUACCAGACGUGGUUCCAAAUCAAAUAUUGCAAUCCCCAGCCUUGGGGCUUUACUCUACAGACAAUUCGCAACAUUCACAUCACCCUGUAGGUGAAAUGCCAUCGAUUCCAUCGAGAGAUACUAAACCGAUGUUCGCGAACGCGCAAGCUACGGAACAAAGGACCCCCAGCGCAUUGGGGGAUUUAUUAGCCCUUAAUGAUUCUUUCUCAUCACCAAAACCAGAACCAUCGCGUUUGGCUUCUACCACAACUAUGAGCUCCGGGCAAUCCGUGCAGUCUCCAAAGUUCUCAGGCGUAGGAAUCAAGAAAUUUCAGCCGUCAUCUACCUUUGGACAGAAUAUCAUACAAGAGGAAAGUGCUAGCUCAUCCGAAGCUUUUAAUACCAGACAACCAGCCAAUAACUUCACACCACCAAGUGGAUACCAGCAGCCUCAACAAUCGAUCCAACAGCCUUCGCCAGCUUUCGAACCACAUGUUUCAUCUGUUCCUGCACCCGGGGGGCACAAUACUCUUGGAGAAAAUGUAGGACCAAUAAACCGGAAUGCCUCCCAGGGUGGUGCCUCUUCUGUUCCUCGAGAAGCAUUCCCGCUUCCGGAGCAGCCAUCACAGGCAUCUUCCCUCCCUAGCGUUCCAAACUUUCUCUCACCCGUUACGCCUCAAAGCUCCCGUUAUGCGGGUACUUCGGCUGAUGGUGAUGCCUCUUUACAGCUUUCUCAAGCUACAACAGAGCUAGCUAAUCUGUCUAACCAGGUAGGUUCCUUAACAAAUCAAGCAACCUUGGUUAGUGAGCGGAAAGCAAAGGCUCAACAAGAGCUCAAACGUAUGAAUGAUCUCAAAGCUUCCAUCGAAGCCAGAAUGACAACUUUGCGUAGUUCCUACGAACGGGAACUAGCUGAAACAGAGCAAAUUCAGUCUCAGCUAGAGCCUUCACGUCUAGAAUCCGAAGAAUUGAAGAAACAGUUGGCUGUUGCGGAAGCCAAUUUCCACGCGGCUCAAGGGUCCCUGUCAAGUCUCCAACAUCAACUUCAAGAGUCCCAACAACAAAAUUCGAAGCUGAAAGAAAGUAUCGGAAAUUUGAACUCGCUGGCAACCUCCUUACAAACAGACUUAAAUGAAAAACAGCUGCAGGUUAAACAAGAACGUUCCAUGGUCGAUGUUAACAACAAGCAGUUAGAAGUCAGUGAAAUGACUGUUGCCAACCUGAAAAAUGAAAUGGAGGGCCUAGAUCACCAUUUGGGUCUUUUCAUGCAAAAACACAAAGAGUUGAGUGACUAUCGGUCUACUCUUGAGACUCAACAUGGGGAGCUACAAUCCAAACACCAACUUUUGGAAGCCCAACAUAAUGACUUAAGUAAACGUGAGAGGGAAUUGGAUUCGAGAAAUAGGGAAAUUCAAACUCAGGAGCAGGUUUAUCAUCAAGAAAUUGCCAAGCUACAGGAUAUGUUUAGAGACCUAAAUCUGCAGCGCGAGAAUUUUGCAAAAGCAGACGAAGAGCUCCAGAAUCAACAGUUACAGUAUGCUCAAAAGGUGCAGGAGCUUUCGGAAAGACAGAUGAAGCUUGCCAUGGGUGAACUUCCGGAGAAUACUAAUGACAUUGUUAAAAGGCAGCACGAAUUUUCUUCAAAUGAUGAUCAUAUUGCCAAAUUUGUGGAGGAAAGUGUUACAAAUUCCAGAUUAGGUGGUCAGGACGAUGAUGACAACAAGCAGGAAUCUGAUGUAUUCGAUAAAGACUUGCCUACGGUUGGAUCUCAAACCGAGAUAGAUGACGAUGAUGGAAAUGCUCACGACGAUCUAACGGCCGCCCACGCCCUUGCAGAUAGGUUUGAUGGUGAUUUGAAUGAGUAUGGAAUUCCACGGACUGAAUCAGUCACAUCCUCUGUCUUAAAUAACCCACCGCAAUCUGUUUAUGAUUAUCCAGCUGGUGAUGUACAGACGGCUAUACCUGUUGUUGGAAAUGGUCACAAAUCUUCGUUGGACGAGCAAUUGGCCAAAGGUAACGUCGAAAAUACGAUUCCUGGUGGCUGGUCGGAUGCACAAAGCAACAAAGUCGAUGAAGAAAAUAAAGCAAGCGUAACAGACCAGGGCUUUUCCAGUGACCAAAGGGCAGAGGUUGAAACUCUAAAAAAGCGGGCAGAUGAGGCACCUCUACCUAAUUCUCCAACCACAACAGAUCACAAAAGAGAAGAGGAAUUCCCGCCACUUGAGGAAUUGGAAAUUGAGGAAAGUGACAGCUCUGAGGAAGAUGAUGAUAGUUUCGAAGAUUCUAAAGAUGUGUUGAGGAGCGAACCCCCCCAAUCUGGAGGGAUUCUUUCCGCACCAGCGCCCGCCCCAGAGCCCGUAGCUGCACCUGUAACAAUUACCGAAAGUCCUCGUGCCACCGCAGAGACUCUUUUGAACAACAGCGAAGAGGCUUCUGUUAAUAAAAAGGAUGCAGAAUUUGAUGAUGAGUUUGCCGGUUUGGAGCAGGCUGCGCCAGAGGAAGAAUAUGUCGAUGAAUCAAAUGGUAAUGACUUUCAAGAGGAUUUCGAGCAGAUUGAACACAAGGAUCUGGACGAUGAACUUAAUCAAGGUGGGUUUACAGGCGCAAUUGCCCCACAAGCAAGUGAUGUCGAUACCGAUCCUGCUGCGGUAGGUGCAGAUGAGUGGGAUGAGAUUUUCGCUGGAUUUGGAAAUUCUCAACAGGGCUCCGUUCCUGUGACUCACCCGGAGCCUAUGCCUAUAAAAGAGCCUGUUCCCACCAGAGCGACUGCUGAGCUCAGCCAAGCACCGGUCCGUCGUGGAAUUGCUACUACUCCAAAGUCUUUGGCCGUAGAAGAGCUUGGAAGCAUGGGAUUUUCGGUCGAAGAAGCCACAAAGGCGCUCGAAGCCUGCAACUGGGAUCUCGGAGCAGCUACAAACUACCUACUGGACAGCUCUUGA